UUCAUCAAUUCCAAAAAAUCCCAAAGUCCACAGCGAAAUCCCAAAUUUGUUCUUCACAUAAUCUCCCAAUCCACCUCGCCUCCAAAAUCCGUCUCGAAAUCGAGCUGAAAUCGACCAAUUCGGCCGCCGGGAAAGUUCAAUUAUUUAUGAUCGGCGACGAUGUAUAGCAAUUUCAAGGAGCAAGCGAUCGAGUAUGUUCGGCAAGCCGUCGCCGAGGAUAACGCCGGAAACUACGCCAAGGCUUUCCCUCUCUACAUGAACGCGCUCGAGUAUUUCAAGACGCACCUCAAGUACGAGAAGAACCCUAAGAUUAAGGAGGCGAUCACGCAGAAAUUCACCGAGUACCUGCGUCGGGCGGAGGAGAUCCGCGCCGUGCUCGACGAGGGGGGAUCGGGCCCCGCCGCGAAUGGGGAUGCGGCGGUGGCGACGCGCCCGAAGACCAAGCCCAAGGAUGGGAAGGACGGUGAGGGGGAGGAUGGCGAUAAGGAGAAGCUUCGGGCCGGGCUCAACUCGGCGAUUGUUAGGGAGAAGCCCAAUGUUAAGUGGAAUGACGUGGCUGGAUUGGAGAGCGCGAAGCAGGCACUGCAGGAGGCUGUGAUUCUCCCCGUGAAGUUCCCGCAGUUCUUUACUGGUAAGAGGCGUCCUUGGAGGGCUUUUCUUUUGUAUGGUCCUCCUGGAACGGGAAAGUCAUACUUGGCCAAGGCUGUUGCCACUGAAGCUGACUCAACAUUUUUCAGUGUCUCUUCUUCAGACUUGGUUUCAAAAUGGAUGGGUGAAAGUGAAAAGCUAGUCUCUAAUCUCUUUCAAAUGGCACGUGAAAGUUCUCCCUCAAUCAUAUUUGUUGAUGAAAUAGAUUCCCUCUGUGGACAGCGUGGGGAAGGGAAUGAAAGUGAAGCAUCUAGACGAAUCAAAACAGAAUUGCUUGUGCAGAUGCAGGGGGUGGGACACAAUGAUGACAAAGUUCUUGUUCUUGCUGCCACUAACACUCCUUAUGCUCUUGAUCAGGCUAUAAGGCGGCGAUUUGACAAGCGUAUUUAUAUCCCUCUACCAGAUGUGAAGGCACGGCAGCACAUGUUCAAGGUGCAUUUAGGAGACACUCCUCAUAAUCUGAAUGAAAGCGAUUUUGAAAGCCUAGCUCGUAAAACGGAAGGUUUUUCUGGUUCAGAUAUUUCUGUCUGUGUUAAAGACGUCCUAUUUGAGCCUGUACGGAAAACACAAGAUGCAAUGUUCUUCAUCAAGACACCCAGUGGCUCAUGGGUGCCAUGUGGACCCAAGCAACCUGGUGCUGUCCAGAUAACCAUGCAGGAGCUUGCUGCAAAAGGACUUGCUGCACAGAUCAACCCACCUCCUAUAUCGAAAACAGACUUUGACAAGGUGCUCGCAAGGCAACGACCAACUGUGAGCAAAUCUGAUCUCGAAGUGCAUGAGAGAUUCACAAAGGAAUUUGGCGAGGAAGGCUGACCGACGAACAUGAGGAGUGAACGUGUCCUCUUUUUUCGCACGUCUAUAGAUUUCAAUGGUGACGAGGCACUACCCUCGCGCUCGGAUGAGCAAGCUGCAGGCGACACUUACUCCUUCUGGUAUGCGAAGGCAGGAGAGACUGCUGUUGCUGGUCGCUGUUCUGCCAUUUUUCAUGUAUUCAGAUCAACGGUUGCUGAUGAUGGUAGUGGAGUAGCUGCUAUAAGAGACUCAAAGAAAUAGUUUCUCUCUUUGUCCACAAAAAAUAGUCCCAUUUUUUCAUUUUGACCCUCCAUGUAAAUUUGUCUCAUUUUUUAAUCUAUGAAAACUUUCUCACCGCGUUUUCUCU
This is a messenger RNA of Salvia hispanica, 1807 nucleotides long. RefSeq names its product protein SUPPRESSOR OF K(+) TRANSPORT GROWTH DEFECT 1-like. Gene Ontology annotation, molecular function: ATP binding; ATP hydrolysis activity. The record is from RefSeq and is a predicted model, not a curated record. NCBI's taxonomy places the organism in Eukaryota, Viridiplantae, Streptophyta, Magnoliopsida, Lamiales, Lamiaceae. Gene Ontology annotation, biological process: vacuole organization; endosomal transport.